ACUUUUUUUUUGAAUUUGUGUGACCAAAUAAGUGGAUAAUUGUGAAAAUUGCUAUAUUGUGUAUCACCUUUACUGAGAAAACAAUGAGAUUUUAUUACUAUGUGGUAUGAGAAGGGAUGAUCACAAAAAAAUUUUAAUGAAGAGUAUACGGGAAUGUAUAAUACCUUGUGUUGUUGUUUUUAUGUUGCUGGUUUUUUUUAGGGUUUUUUAUCAGUUUGUUUCCUUGUGUGAGUGCUGAACAGGAACUUUCUUAAACCAAAAUCAUUUGUUUUAAUAGGUUUUUUUUAUUUUUAACCGAGUUCUAUGGGAAUAAUAAUUUUCCAUAUUUUAUUUUUUUGGAAUACAUUUCUUUAUCAGUUUUAAUAUACCACCAGCAAGCUUUUUUAAAGACAAACAAAAAUAGCUUUCUGUUAAAAGAUAACCACAAUUUGUAUUGAAGGUUAAGAAAUUGAAUUGUUCAGGUUAGUUGUAGUGUGAUUUUCCUUGAAGGAGAGCACAAAUUCUGCCUUAAUUUGAAAAUUACAAUUUCCAGCUUCGGCCAAAGUUUAUGUAAUUCUCUUAAUAUACUUAAUGUACAAAGUUUUAUUGUUGAGUUGAUUACCCAACUUGCAAGACAGAAGAAAGAAAAGAAACAACAAUAAAUUGAUGUAGACUUGUUCAUGGUGGUUUUGGUGUGUUCGCUUUAUCAUGUGUGAUGUAACAAAGCAAAAUUUUGAGCAAUUGUUUCCAGCUAUCAAAGAAGCCAUACAAAAUGCUUCGUUUGUUGCUAUUGACAGUGAAUUUACUGGACUCUCAACAAGCAUACUUUAUGAACCAACAUUGUUUGAUACAGCUGAAUCGAGAUAUGAAAAGUUAAAAAAAAGUCUGGCACAAUUUACAAUUUGUCAGUUUGGCAUAUCAGCUUUUGUUUCUGAUGGAACUGGGAAAAACAGAUAUUCUGCACACACAUAUAAUUUCUUUAUUUGUCCACAAUCGUUUGGACCGAUUAAUCCAAGGUUUUCUUGCCAGGCAUCAGCAAUUGAAUUUUUGACUUUACAUAACUUCGACUUUAAUAAGUUUAUGAGAGAUGGAAUAUCAUUUAUUAAUAAAGAUCAGGAAAAGUCGCUGCGAAGUUAUCACCAGCAGAAUUCAAUCCAACAACAUAUUUCUUCAAUAUUUGUAAAACAAUUGGACGAAGCCUACAUUACUCCAGCAAUAUCAAAACUGGAUGAUUUUGUAAAAUCUGGUUUAAAGAAUGAUGCACUUGAAUUGGAUUUUAUACCACCAGGUGUUGCACAAUACUUGUUUUUUAAAACUGUGGAGAAGAGAUUCAGCAAUAUAUCAUGCUCUUUAGAAAGCAAUGGUGUGAUUGUAGUGAAAAAAGUUUUAAAUCCUGAUCAGAAAAUAGAUUUCAGCCAAGAAUAUGAAAAGAUAAUAAUGAAUAUAGUUGGCUUCUCAAAAGUGCUACAAUUACUAUCUCAAUGUAAAAAGCCUAUCAUUGGACACAAUAUGUUAUCAGACUUAUUACUGUUAUAUGGAAAGUUCUUUCAAAACCUUCCAGAUUCAUACAAUCUGUUUAAAAAGAGUAUCAACCAGAUCCUACCAUGCGUAUACGAUACUAAACAUAUGGCAUUCGUGAUGAGGAAGGAUUAUAAAGACGUGAAUUUUUUUGAAAUGACUGGUUUAGAAGAGUUAUAUAAAGUUUUUUCCAGUCCUGCAGCAAUGUUUUACAAAUUGGAUACACCCGUCAUUGUACAUGCUGAUGGCUGCAAUAAAUAUGAUUGUAAAAAAUGUGCUCACGAAGCUGGUUACGAUGCAUUUCUCACAGGAUAUGUAUUUAUACGAUUAACGCACCUAAUGGCCAGCAAAAACGUCAGCUCAACUGACAGUCGUCCGUUUGAAUUUCACGAACAUUUAUCAGCAGUGAAACACUUUUGUAAUUGUGUAAACAUAGCCAGAGCAGCUGUGAAAUACAUAAACCUCAAUGGAGAAGAUCCUCCUUCAACCCUUCCGGAAAGAUUUAUUGUUGAAGUAAAAGACGGAAGAAAACUUAUAUCUGCGGCUCAGGUUGCUCAAGAUUUCUUACCCUUCGGUUCAGUGGAUGUGAAAUUAUUAAGUCAAAGUCAGGCCCUUGUAGCUGUUUCCAACCGAAGAAGAGCUCGUGACGUCAUUAAAGCGUUUCAACGGAACCGAUUUUAUAAAGUAUCAAAAUAUAAAUGGUGGCUACAUUCAAAUGAAAUGCGCUCCAUGAUGUGGUAUGGCGGUUUGGCCACGUCUGGUGUACUACUAUGUGGCCUAACAAUCUUCAUCCUGCAACGUAAAUCUCCUUGAAAACAGUCUGUUUAAAAUAUUCGAGCGCAUGUUGAUCAACGUUCGCUGUGUUUUUCAAGGAAAAGCAAUUUACGUCAUUUGGAUUAAUUAAGUGGCGUGAUGCUCAUGUGGAGAGUUAUGUAGUUUGGAAUCAAAUAAACAUCGGAGUACGUUGGGUUUGGUUCUGCAAACCUCUACUGUAAACAACAAUGUCAGAUAAGCAUACGUCAAAAAUACAGGAUAUGCGA
Hydractinia symbiolongicarpus is the source of this 2537-nucleotide messenger RNA. RefSeq names its product poly(A)-specific ribonuclease PNLDC1-like. Gene Ontology annotation, cellular component: endoplasmic reticulum; cytoplasm. Gene Ontology annotation, biological process: nuclear-transcribed mRNA poly(A) tail shortening. The record is from RefSeq and is a predicted model, not a curated record. Lineage: Eukaryota; Metazoa; Cnidaria; Hydrozoa; Anthoathecata; Hydractiniidae. The coding region runs from base 688 to 2310 and encodes 540 amino acids. The transcript has 23 exons. Gene Ontology annotation, molecular function: poly(A)-specific ribonuclease activity; RNA binding.